UCAGCACACACCAGAUAGUGAAACUCCCUUACAAUUGGUCCCUCAAGCUAGAGAGUACCAGGUCUAAGCCGCCCAGACCCCUCCUCUCUCCCACCACCACCCCUGUGGGCGUGACCAAGCCACGCUCCGUCUUUAACUACUUUUCCCGGCUUGCAUUGUAAUUUAACUCUUGGCCACGUCCACCGGCCACGUCGCCCCGCAUUCGCCAUAUUUCUCGGAGGAAUGCGCUGGAAAAGUGUUGGAAAUCGGUGCAAGCACGUUUCAGCCGUCUCGCGUUCGUAACAGCCGAGAGAAAACCGUCGUCUCGAUUUGGCCUCCUGUAGGAACACUGCAAAAAAAAAAAAGCCACAAUGAAUAUCUUUAGGCUGACCGGAGAUCUGUCUCACUUAGCGGCAAUCAUCAUUCUGCUGCUCAAAAUCUGGAAAAGCCGCUCCUGUGCAGGAAUCUCUGGGAAAAGCCAGAUCCUCUUUGCAUUGGUUUUCACAACACGUUAUUUGGAUCUGCUCACCUCCUUCAUUUCUCUCUACAACACAUGCAUGAAGAUCAUCUACGUUGGAUGCGCCUAUGCCACUGUGUACCUAAUCUACAUGAAAUUCAAGGCAACUUAUGAUGGAAACCAUGACACCUUUAGAGUAGAGUUUCUAGUAGUUCCAGUGGGAGGCCUGGCCUUUUUGGUCAACCAUGACUUUUCCCCUUUGGAGAUCCUGUGGACCUUCUCCAUCUACCUGGAGUCAGUGGCCAUCCUGCCUCAGCUCUUCCUGAUCAGUAAGACCGGAGAGGCUGAAACAAUCACCACCCACUAUCUGUUCUGCCUGGGUGUCUACCGUGCCCUCUAUCUCUUCAACUGGAUUUGGAGGUUCUACUUUGAGGGCUUCUUUGACAUGAUUGCCAUUGUGGCUGGGGUGGUCCAGACCAUCUUGUAUUGUGACUUUUUCUACCUUUAUGUCACAAAAGUGCUGAAAGGAAAGAAGUUAAGCUUGCCAGCAUAAGUGCCAAAGAACAGAAGACCUGUGUCACCAUUCAGACUCAUAUGGGGGGCACGGGCCAGCAAUGCCACAGCAAGAGGCCGAAGACAGAAAGCGCAUGUGAAACUGCAGCUAUUUGUGAAAAUGUCAUCUGGAUAGAAAAAAACGACAGCACAAUGACUGCAAUGAGGACUUCUCGUGGAUUUGGCAAUGGAAAUUUUUGUUUUCAGCAUCUUGCAAUACCUUUUUAGUGCUGUU
This is a messenger RNA of Silurus meridionalis, 1223 nucleotides long. RefSeq names its product KDEL endoplasmic reticulum protein retention receptor 2a (gene kdelr2a). The coding region runs from base 351 to 989 and encodes 212 amino acids. NCBI's taxonomy places the organism in Eukaryota, Metazoa, Chordata, Actinopteri, Siluriformes, Siluridae. Gene Ontology annotation, biological process: protein retention in ER lumen; endoplasmic reticulum to Golgi vesicle-mediated transport. Gene Ontology annotation, molecular function: ER lumen protein retrieval receptor activity. The record is from RefSeq and is a predicted model, not a curated record. The transcript has 6 exons. Gene Ontology annotation, cellular component: membrane; cis-Golgi network; endoplasmic reticulum.